GAAUGUCUAUCUACACCAUCUAUAUGUGGUCCAAACUCCACCUGCAUCAACACAAUUGGAGGACACAACUGCUCCUGCUGGAGGGGAUUUACUGCAACCAAUUCAAAUCUGCUUGUCAGCGUUAGUAACCCAUGUACUGAUGUGGAUGAAUGUACUGGGAUUCCUGGAGUGUGUGGACCAAAUUCAAACUGCACCAAUGUUAUAGGAAACUACAGUUGCACAUGCUUGAGUGGAUACAAUGUAACAAAUUCAUUUAUGCCUAUCAAUAUCAGCAACCCAUGCAGAGAUGUGGAUGAAUGUACUGAGAUUCCUGAUGUGUGUGGUCCACAUGCAAACUGCACCAAUGCUGUUGGAAACUACAGCUGCACCUGUCUGAUUGGAUAUAAUGUGACAGAUCAAUACUUUCCCAUCAACAUCAGCAACCCAUGUAGAGAUGUGGAUGAAUGUACUGAGAUUCCAGGAGUGUGUGGUCCAAAUGCAAACUGCACCAAUGCUGUUGGAAACUACAGCUGUACAUGCCUGAGGGGAUAUAAUGUGACAAAUCUGCUCAUGCCUAUUAAUAGCAGCAAUCCAUGCAGAGAUGUGGAUGAAUGUACUGAGAUUCCUGAAGUGUGUGGUCCAAAUUCAAACUGCAGCAAUGCUGUUGGAAACUACAGCUGCACAUGCCUGAGAGGAUAUAAUGUGACUAAUCCAUACUUUCCUAUCAGCAUCAACAACCCAUGCAGAGAUGUGGAUGAAUGUACUGAGAUUCCUGGUGUGUGUGGACCAAAUGCAAACUGCACCAAUGCUGUUGGAAACUACAGCUGCACAUGCCUGAGAGGAUACACUGUGACAAAUCUUUCCUUUCCUAUCAAUGUUGGCAACCCAUGCAGAGAUGCUGAUGAAUGUAUUGAGAUUCCUAAUGUGUGUGGUCCAAAUGCAAUCUGCACCAAUGCUGCAGGAAGCUACACUUGCACAUGCCUGAAUGGAUAUAAUGUCACAAAUCCAUACUUUACUAUCAACAGCAGCAACCCAUGCAGAGAUGUGGAUGAAUGUGUUUCUGCACCAUCUGUAUGUGGAUUAAACUCCAGCUGCAACAACACAGUAGGAGGAUACAGUUGCUUUUGCUGGGAUGGAUUUACUGCUACAAACUCAAGUCUAGCCGUCAACAUUACGAACCCGUGUAUAGAUGUGGAUGAAUGUCUGUCCACUCCAUCUGUUUGCGGUCCAAACUCUACCUGCACCAACACAGUAGGAGGAUACAAUUGCUCGUGCUGGCUUGGAUUUACUGCAACAAACUCAAAUCUUACUGUGAACAUUACUAACCCUUGUACAGAUGUGGAUGAGUGUCUGUUCACACCAUCACCUUGUGGUUCACACUCCACCUGCAACAACACAGUGGGAGGAUACAGCUGCUCUUGCCGUGAUGGAUUUGCUGUUCCCAAUGCAAAUCUAAAUGUCCGCAUUAGUAACCCUUGCAUUGAUAUAGAUGAAUGUCUGUUUGCACCAUCUGUAUGUGGAUUAAACUCCAUGUGCAACAACACAGUAGGAGGAUACAGUUGCUCUUGCUGGACUGGAUUCACUGCAGUAAACUCAAGUCUAGGUGUCAGUGUUAAUAACUCCUGUGUAGAUGUGGAGGAAUGUUUGUCUGAACCGUCCAUUUGUGGUCCAAACUCCACCUGCAUCAACACAGUAGGAGGAUACAGCUGCUCUUGCCGGUCUGGAUUUAACAUAACCAACUCAAGUCUAAGCAUCAGUGUUAAUAACUCUUGUAGUGAUGUGGAUGAAUGUCUGUUAACUCCAUCUGUAUGUGGUCCAAACUCCACCUGCAUCAACACAGUAGGAGGAUACAAUUGCUUUUGCUGGAAUGGAUUUACUGCUACAAACUCAAGUCUAAGGGUUAACAUUAGUAACCCUUGUAGGGAUGUAGAUGAAUGUCUAUCUACACUAUCUGCAUGUGGAUCAAAUUCCAACUGCGCUAAUACAGCAGGAGGAUACAGUUGCUCUUGCUGGACUGGAUUUACUGCAACCAGCUCAAACUUAACUACCAGCAUUAUUAACCCAUGUAUAGAUAUAGAUGAAUGUGCGCUUGAACCAGCUAUUUGUGGUCCACACUCCAUCUGCACCAACACUAUAGGAGGAUACAACUGCUCUUGCACGGGAGGAUUUACUGAAACAAACUCAAGUCUGAUGAUUAGCGUUAAUAACACUUGUAGAGGCAAGUACCUACAUAUAAAUGUUCUGUCACACUGA
Molecule: messenger RNA, 2232 nt
Organism: Pygocentrus nattereri (red-bellied piranha)
Lineage: Eukaryota; Metazoa; Chordata; Actinopteri; Characiformes; Serrasalmidae
Product: latent-transforming growth factor beta-binding protein 1-like
Exons: 15
Coding region: 256-2232 (658 amino acids)
Molecular function (GO): calcium ion binding
Source: RefSeq, a predicted model, not a curated record